AUGAUGUCUAGUAACACUGAGCCCAAUGGCUCUGGCCGCUUUCAAAAUGUUAUUUUAAUGCAUACUAGUCAGGGAUCUCUCGUCUUUUAUAUCUUAAUCUCAAUCAUAAUCCUCCGCUAUGCGUAUAUCUCUCUCAGAUAUCACUAUUCCCAUUUCUCACGAAAACCUAAACAGAUCCCCCCAACCUUCCCAUACCUACUUCCGUUGCUUGGAAGUGCUAUACCAUUUACGUUCAAUUGUGUAAAUUUUGUCAAAAGGGUGACACAAUAUGCCGGGUCAUUGGUUCCAGUUAGGCUCUCGAUCCUUUUAGGGGAAAUAUUCUUAUUCCAGGGCCCAGAGAAUGUUGCUGCAGUCUGGAAGCAGCAGCAAUUAGGCAGCCCCAUCUUCGUUUACACCUUCGCCCUCAAGAACAUUUUUGGAAUGCCCCAGCAUGCCUUGGCUCCGUAUAAAGCAGAUAACUCAGGGUCUCAUCGCCGCCCACACCCCGACAGCAAUGUUGCCUCUCACAACCGGGUUGAUUUCCUUACGCACAUGGAUCUUUUCAAGGCGUUCGGUGGAUCUGGCCUUAAUACAUCCUUUGAGCGAACUGCCAACAUCCUGAAGCGUAAUCUUACCGGCUUAGACGUCCCUUCGGACGGAUGGGUCGAGAUGCCCGACUUCUAUGGCUUUUUCCAGGACCAACUAGGCGCUGCUGUUAUAGAAGGAUUGUACGGCUCUACUCUGCCCCGGCUAAGCCCAAGCUUUAUCCAGGAUCUCUGGUCAUUUGACAGAGCCACCCCUAAGUUUGCUAAGCUCAUGCCUCGUUUCCUGAUCCCUGAGGCAUAUCAAGCCCGUGAGCGACUAUUAGACUCUAUUCGAAGUUGGUAUCGCCAUGCAAGAGAGCAUUUUGACGAGUCAGCUAUUGGCCCUGACGGUGAUGCGGACCCGUAUUGGGGCUCGCAAAUGAUUCGGUCUCGGCAAAAGGUCUUGCUAGAGAUAGACAAUCAAGAUGAUGAUGCGAUAGCGGCUGCUGAUCUAGGGUUGAUAUGGGUGUCUAUCACGAACCUAGUACCUUCGUCUAUGAUGUGCACACUGCAUAUAUUUAGAGAUACAAGCCUGCGUGACCGCAUACGGUCUAGUCUAGACGGCGUAUUCGAUGAGGCUACCUGGGAUAUCGAUAUGGAUAAGGUGCUCCGUAAACCUCUGCUCUCAUCCGUAUAUGCUGAGACAUUGCGAUUGCACGUACAAGCUUAUAUUACACGCUGUUCACCUCACCGUGACGUGGGAAUCGCCUCAUGGUGGUUGCCUAAGAACCGAGUAUGUAUGGUUAAUACGUACGCAUCGCAUAUGGACACAAGUUUCUGGAACACACGCAACGGGGCUUUCCCCGUAGAAUCAUUUUGGGCCGAGCGCUUUCUAAUCGAUCCCCACGAUCCUUUCAGUGGUCCCGUUAGGCAUAACGUCCCGGCAUCCCAGUAUAAGCGGCCCGCGCCACCGGGCACUGAUGAUGAGGAGAAUAAGCCUUAUUUUUCUGUUCAGGGUCUUGAGGGAGCCUGGAUCCCUUAUGGUGGGGGAUAUGCGGCCUGUCCCGGUCGACAUUUCGCGAAACGUAUCAUAUUCUACACUACCUCUUUGCUCUUGGCUGCCUUUGAGGUUCAGAUCCUGACCAAGGAUUUGGACAUGGACUCCUCGAGCUUCGGCUUAGGCACCCAGAAACCGAAGCAGAGAGUCCGGUUUAGAAUUCGACGACGAGUAGGGAAAUUAGGAGCAUAG
Messenger RNA from Daldinia childiae, 1752 nucleotides. RefSeq lists its product as uncharacterized. Gene Ontology annotation, molecular function: steroid hydroxylase activity; iron ion binding; heme binding. Lineage: Eukaryota; Fungi; Ascomycota; Sordariomycetes; Xylariales; Hypoxylaceae. The coding region runs from base 1 to 1752 and encodes 583 amino acids. The transcript is spliced from 3 exons. The record is from RefSeq and is a predicted model, not a curated record.